GUGUCGGGGCGGGACUUCCGGCGUCCUCCUCGUGGCGGUAGUUUUGGCUGCUCUGAGCUGUAUGUGCUGGGUCACGGACUCCUGAGUUCGGGUGGAGACUGAGGGGACCGAGAAGGCGCGAGGGGAGGCGCUGUCCCCGCCGCGCAGACUGGCGUCCGCGACUCCUCAACGCCGCCCGGGCUGCCCCGCGCCGGGGCCGGGACGGGGACCGCUGGCCCGGGUGUCCGCUCCGCCCAGAGUCAGAUGGCGGCGACCGCGCGCAGGGACCCGGCUCAGAGUUGUGUGACUUUCGAGGACGUGGCCGUGUACUUCUCCCAGGAGGAGUGGGGGCUCCUUGAUGAGGCUCAGAGGUUCCUGUACCACGACGUGAUGCUAGAGACCUUUGCGCUUGCAACAUCCCUGGAUUGUUGGUGUGGAGCAGAGAAUGAGGAAGUACCUUCUGAGCAGAGUGUUUCUGUAGAAAGAGUGUCACAGGUCAGGACUUCUAAGACAGGUUUGUCAAUCCAGAAGACUCACCUCUGUGAGAAUUGUGUCCCAGUCUUGAAAGACAAUUUGCAACCUUCUGAGCUCCGAGCGGCAUAUUCUGGGCAGACAUCAUACUUGGGUGGGGCGACCAGAGGCUUCUGGUUUGGUGCAAACCUUCACCAGUAUCAAAAGCAUGACAGUGGAGAGAAAAUGUUCAAAAUGGAUAUGGACAGUGCCUUGUUAGUGACGAGCUGCAGAUUCCGCGUGUCAGCGAGGCCCUUUGCCAGUGGGGAAGGUGGAAAGGACUUUCUAGCUCCCUCAGGCCUUCUCCAGUACCUGGAUAUGCCCAAUAGCGAGAAGCCCCAGAGCAGCAUUGAGUGUGGGGAGCCCUUUACCAGCGGAAUAAGUCACAAGUGGAUCAAAUGCAGGAGAGCUUUCAGCAACACUCACGCUCUUGACCACCAGAGAUUCCACGAUGGAGAAGGUCUUGAAGAAUGUAGCAAAUGUGGAAAAGACGUCCGCUGUAAAUACAGACCUUUUCAGCACCAGAAAAUUCACACCGAAGAAAGAUCUUACAAGUGUAGUGAAUGUGGGAGGUUCUUUAGUCGCAAAACCCAUCUCAUUCGACACUGGAGAGUUCACACUGGAGCAAAGCCUUAUGAGUGCAUAGAAUGUGGCAGAUCUUUCAGCCAGAAAUCUGACCUCAUUCAACACCAAAGAGUUCAUACUGGAGAGAGGCCGUACGAGUGCAGUGAAUGUGGGAAGUCCUUUAUCCAAAAAUCUAUCCUUAUUAAACACCUGAGAGUUCAUACUAACGAAAGGCCUUACAAAUGCAUUGAAUGUGGGAAAUCAUUUACCCAAAGUUCUGGCCUUCUUCGCCACAAGAGAGCUCACGCUAGAGCAAGGCCUUAUGAAUGCACUGAAUGUGGGAAAUCAUUUAGUUGUAAAACCCACCUCAUGAGACACUGGAGAGUUCACACUGGAGUAAGGCCUUAUGAUUGCACUGAAUGUGGGAAAUCUUUUAGUGAGAAAUCUGUCCUCAUUCAACACCAAAGAGUUCACACUGGAGAAAGGCCUUAUGAGUGCAAUGAAUGUGGGAAAUCCUUUAGCCAGAAAUCUGUCCUCAUUCAACACCAAAGAGUUCACACUGGAGAAAAGCCAUAUGAAUGCAGUGAAUGUGGGAAAUCCUUCAGCCGUAAAACCCACCUUGUUCGACACCAGACAGUUCACUCUGGAGCAAAGCCUUAUGAGUGCAAUGAGUGUGGGAAAUCUUUUAGCCAGAGCUCUGGCCUCCUUCGACAUAGGAGAGCUCACCUGCAGUGAAUGAGAAAUCCUUUAGCUGCAAACUGAGCUCAGUCAACACCAAAGAGUUCACACAAAGUGAAACAGAUGCAGAGAAUGUGCCCUUUCCUUACUUAGUUUAAUUGUGGUGGAGGAAAGCCUCUUGAGCCAUCUGCCUGAACUGAAUUUUAUAGAUCUGAAAACAUCUACAGACUGGAGAUUUCCCUGUAAGUUUCAGUUAUGCGGGAAGCAUGUACAACCUGUCCAAGCUCCUUGCCAGGUUGAUGUCACUGCCAGUUUCAGUGGCAGCAGCCACUUCAGCUCUACCACGUGACCAGUCCCCACAGUGUGCGUCAGUCACCUUGGUCUGCUUGUCAAAGCUGACCUCUGCUCUCCCAUGUGCUAGAGGAAAUCAAGAGUAUCCUGAGCCUUAUGAGAUCUUCAUUCCCUUCUCUCUUGACAAGUUAGCACAUGGACUUGACCCUCUGUUGGCCUCUAGAACACUAUCUGGGUUCUGCUGAUGGCCUGCGCAGAAGAACUAGCUUUUUGAGAGAUCUAACUGGUCUCAGGGAGUGCUCUUGAUGAGGUUUUCCAGCUUCCAAGUCAUUGAACCGGAAACUCGCACAGCUUUGGCUGGUUUGUGCAAUAAUAAAGGCCUUUCUGUUUAAGCACCUUUAAUCUUAGAAACUCUGUCCACAGUGUAGGGUAGCUUGAAGGACUGCCAACUUGAAGUGGAAAGUUGUGAGGGGAUGCAAACGUUGGGUGCCUCAGAGGGGACAGUGUGAUGGUAGAGUGUAGUGCUCUCCAGUUGUAUCAUAGUCUGCGUUGCUGCCAGGACCUCCUAGGAAAGACUGCUCUGUGGUCCUGAGUUUUUGCCUGGAUGCCAGAGGUCACCCUGAGAAAGGGGCAGUUGUGACAACACCCGUGCUUUUGGAGACAACGUGAAUUUUUCCUUGUUCACGGGAUACCUCAGUGCCCAGCAGUGCUGAGGAAAAUCAGCCCCAGGUCCUGCAGAGGAGCUGUGCACCCUGAUACCCAGAGCUCAGUAGGCCAGUGUUGCUGGCUGUAAGACUGCAGGGGCAAGGGAACCCAUAACUGGCACAGAAACACCAUCAAUAGAGCGUGGAGGAGACUGCCGCAGGAUACAUGGAGUGCGCCUCUCCCGGGUGUGCACCCACAGGUGUUUCGGUGACUGCAGGCUGCGAGUGUACAGAAAUCUCAGGAUCUCCAGCAGCGUGUGAGACUUCCAACUCCUUCACCCUUGUCAGUGCCUGAUGCCAUGAAAGCAUGGUGUCCACAGGACCCGAGACGACUUGAGUCCAACCGUUCUAUACAAGCUUCACAGAGACUCUGAAAAAUCAAGGUUAUAUGAAAUGAUUUUGGGAGAAGGACAUUAGGUGAAGCAGCCAGAACUGCAGCCAGUGGAGAGAAGAGAGAAAAAGGGGAGAAAACCAUGCUGGCCAAGAGUGAGUCUCACAGAAGAAAGAGCUCAUGAAAAUGGUCUGACUCUUACAGAAUAAAAGAGUGGAAGAAAAAUAGGAAUGCUACACACCACGGAGAGUACUAUUGACACAUACAUACUGAUUCAGUGACGUCUUCAGUCAACUGAAUAAAUAAUAAAAGUGAGAUUCUAGUGAUUGAUAACACGGUUAUCAAAAGAAGAUUCAAAUACAGAGACCAACAAGACUUUAAAGGAGGAAGAGUAAAGGUCAAGUGAAAUAUCCUGAUUCCAGGAUGGAGAAUAUGAACAAAAGACCAGAGGUGGACAGAUGAGGAAACAGACUGAACAAACAGAUGACCGUCCACAACAGCAAAAGACCUCAGCAGUCAACACAGAGCAGAAGAUGGAUGUAAAAUGGACACAUCCCGUGUGAUUCUUAGAAGGAAUGAAGUAUACAGAGGAAACCCUCCUACUAAAGGCUUCUUUUCUGAGGACUGAUUCUGAGAGAGCUUAGGUGAGGAGCAUUAAGGAGGAGAGAAUAGGUUCAGAAAGAAAAGUUGCAGAAGAAUUGAGACACAUGAGAAUCAGCACAGCCACAGCCUCCUUAAGGGGGUUACAGUAGCAUCACUAUCUUUACUAGAGUUUGUGAUCCCAUGUACCAGAGCUCUGACAUCAGUCACCCUCAUGAAAGCUGUUUCUCAUGCACACUUCACAAAUUGCCCAGUCCCACCUAGCUCAGC
Molecule: messenger RNA, 3927 nt
Organism: Acinonyx jubatus (cheetah)
Lineage: Eukaryota; Metazoa; Chordata; Mammalia; Carnivora; Felidae
Product: zinc finger protein 530-like
Exons: 5
Coding region: 244-1788 (514 amino acids)
Biological process (GO): regulation of DNA-templated transcription
Source: RefSeq, a predicted model, not a curated record